Messenger RNA from Somion occarium, 1089 nucleotides. Lineage: Eukaryota; Fungi; Basidiomycota; Agaricomycetes; Polyporales; Cerrenaceae. The record is from the annotation of a GenBank genome assembly.
AACUCUACCCUCAUUCUCAUCUUCGAGCCUCUACACACUGUACGAGUACCAUGGAUAUUUCAUUCGCACUCACUGGCAAGGGUUAUGUUAUCGUUGCGGCAGACACCACCGCUGCCCACUCCAUCAUCAAAGUGAAGCUCGACGAGGACAAGAUCAAGACUCUCAGCCCGCACUUGCUCAUGGCUUACACUGGCGAGCCAGGUGACACUGUGCAAUUCGCCGAGUACAUUGAACGAAACAUUCGUCUCUACCAGAUCCGUAACAUCUACGCCCUCCGUCCUCCUUCCGCCGCGUCAUGGAUCCGUCGCUCUCUUGCUGACUCUCUGAGAUCCCGGAAACCCUACUCAGUCAAUCUACUACUCGGUGGCUACGACACGAGCACACAUACGCCGCAUCUAUACUGGAUCGAUUACCUCGGCACGCUUGCUAGCGUACCGUUUGCAGCGCAUGGAUAUGGAAGCUACUUUGCUCUCAGUUUACUUGACCGAUACCAUGACCCUGAGGCUUCUCUCGAGGAAGGUCUCGCCACUCUCCGACGAUGCAUUGACGAGGUGUCGAAGCGUCUUAUCGUCUCUCCUGGGAAAUACAAAGUGAAGGUGGUAGACAAGGAUGGUGUUCGAGAACUCGACUUUUAGUCUAAACUUCCAUCUGACAUUUCGUUACGUUGGUAUGUCAUUUUGGUCUAGAAGAACAAGACAGACUUGCUGACUCACCCCACAGUGACUCUUCCAUGUUCCUGUCGAUCCUAGACAUUCCAGCAUAUGGAUGUGCACUGUAAUAUGUAGUGUUUCUGUCAAGCCUUACUCAGGGUUCAGACUUCGUAAUGCUGGUAUAAGAGCAUGUUUGGUGGUCAGUAGAGCCUAUUCAAAUAGGCAAUAUCUCUGCUUGGCUUUGCUUCUGAGGGCAGUUGGGAUACAGGUGUAGGUGCUGAAUGGGAGUUAAUGAGAUGAAUUCUGGUGCAAUGGAAAAAUUUGAGGCUGACAGAUCUAUCUGGGCUACAAUCAAACUCUGCAUUCAUCUGUGUAUCAGAUUGUAUCUUACAUUAUAGUGCAUUACAAAAAGAUAGAUGAUCACAAAAUUAGCUUAGAA